UUCCCUUUCGUUUCGCAUAGGGUUUUUUUGUUGUUGUGUAAUGAUACUCAUUGUCACCACCAACACGCUUUCACUUUACUGAACAACGACUUCAUCUUCACUCUUCCUUCAAAUUUCCAACAAGGGUUCAAGGGUAUUAUGCUUGCUGGAUUCAUUCUCUUGCUGAAAUGCAGUCUUUCUAGAAAGUUUGUUCAACUGUCCCUUUAUUGGCGUUAGCUAUGCUACCUACUGGAGCAAAAGAGACCCAAUUACGUGAGAACAACAGCCAGAAGGUCCAUCCUCAACCAAUGGAAGAGGCCAUGAAUCAGAAUCCAGAAGCAAUGGAAACCCUAAUAUCUAAAGUUUUUACAAAUAUCUCUUCCUUGAAGUCAGCUUAUAUCCAGCUUCAAGCUGCUCAUACUCCCUACGACCCUGAUAAAAUCCACACUGCUGAUAAACUUGUUAUUAGUGAGCUGAAAAAUCUGUCUGAACUCAAGCAUUUCUACAGGGAGAACAACCCGAAACCAGUGUGUGUUUCUCCCCAAGACUCACGUUUAGCUGCAGAAAUUCAAGAACAACAGAGCCUUCUUAAAACGUAUGAGGUCAUGGUGAAGAAAUUCCAAUCUGAAAUCCAGAAUAAAGAUUCAGAGAUCCAUCAAUUGCAGCAGCAGAUCGAAGAGGCUAGACAGAAGCGAGCAAAACUAGAGAAAAAUCUGAAGCUUAGAGGUUUGUCAACCAAAGAAUCGGAAGAUGAAAUUGGCUUUUUCCCUGUCGAUCUAACUCCAGAUCUCUUCACCUCUGCCGUGGAAGCAGCUGCAAAAGCCAUUCAUGAUUUUUCUAAACCUUUGAUCAACAUGAUGAAAGCAGCUGGGUGGGACCUUGAUGCUGCUGCCAACUCAAUCGAACCUGAUGUUGUUUAUGCAAAGAGAGCUCAUAAGAAAUAUGCAUUUGAGUUUUACAUAUGCCAAAGAAUGUUCAGUGGCUUUGAGCAGGAAAACUUCUCUGUCAAAUCAGACAAUAUUACUGUAACUAAAGAGAGCUUCUUUCACCAGUUUCUCGCAUUAAGAGAGAUGGAUCCCUUGGACAUGCUGGGGCAAAAUCCAGAUUCCAUUUUUGGGAAAUUUUGCAGGAGCAAAUACUUGGUGGUAGUUCAUCCAAAGAUGGAGGCAUCAUUCUUCGGAAAUUUAGACCAGCGAAAUUAUGUGAUGGGUGGAGGGCAUCCAAGGACCCCUUUUUACCAGGCUUUUCUUAAACUGACCAAGUCAAUUUGGCUUUUACACAGGUUGGCUUAUUCUUUCGAGCCAAAUGUCAAGGUAUUUCAGGUUAAAGGAGGGAGUGAGUUCUCUGAUGUUUAUAUGGAAAGUGUGGUCAAGAAUUUGAUAAUGGAUGACAAUGAUGAAAAACCUAAAGUUGGUUUGAUGGUUAUGCCUGGAUUUUGGAUUGGGGGAAGUGUGAUUCAGAGUAAAGUCUAUCUCUCUGGUAUGAAGGUGGCUGAAUGAUUCCUGAACACACUCAAGACUUCAGAAAAUGCAUAGUUGAUUGUAUGUGGUUUGUUUGAAUUGUUGUUUCUUUAUCUUGUAAGAUAAUGCUGCUGUCUGUAAUUUUUAAUAUCCUUUUUAGUGGUUGUAAGAGUAAAUGAGCCCUUUAUCCUUGUUUACAUUCAAGGCCCCUCUUGUAUUGUGAAAAUAUCCUGCACUUGAAUUCUAGUGUUUGUGGGAGAGGGGAAUAGGAAGGUAUAUAACAAAUGUUCCUUAAUUUAGGAGUUUCAAUGCUUUGGGGAGAAGCAAUGUUCUGGUGUAUGAGUUUUCCACAGUUGAGGGCACUAAACUAAUCAACAAGUGAUGCAUUUUCACUUAAAAGUA
This is a messenger RNA of Glycine soja, 1841 nucleotides long. RefSeq names its product protein GRAVITROPIC IN THE LIGHT 1. Gene Ontology annotation, biological process: response to red or far red light; negative gravitropism. NCBI's taxonomy places the organism in Eukaryota, Viridiplantae, Streptophyta, Magnoliopsida, Fabales, Fabaceae. The record is from RefSeq and is a predicted model, not a curated record. Bases 219 to 1478 code for a protein of 419 amino acids. The transcript has 3 exons.